AUGGGAAGGCUAUUCUUGAUCAAUCUUGAAGGAAACUUCUAUAGCUGCAAGCAUUGCCAGACACAUUUUGCACUUGCUGAUGAUAUCAUUUCCAAGUCUUUCCAAUGCAGGCAUGGGAAAGCUUAUCUUUUUGAUAAAGUUGUGAAUGUCACCUUUGGCGAGAAAGAAGAACGGAUGAUGAUCACUGGAUUACACACAGUGGUUGACAUAUUCUGCGUUUCAUGCGGGUCCAUUGUUGGAUGGAAAUAUGAGGCUGCUCAUGAGAAGGCUCAGAAGUAUAAAGAAGGAAAGUUUAUCCUUGAAAGGUUUAAGGUUUUGGGACCUGAUGGCAGCCUCUACUUGGCAGCUCAGGAAGCUCAUGUAGCUGGAAGUGAUGCUGAUGAGUAA
Abrus precatorius (Indian licorice) is the source of this 387-nucleotide messenger RNA. Its product is annotated as protein yippee-like. The transcript has 5 exons. NCBI's taxonomy places the organism in Eukaryota, Viridiplantae, Streptophyta, Magnoliopsida, Fabales, Fabaceae. The coding region runs from base 1 to 387 and encodes 128 amino acids. The record is from RefSeq and is a predicted model, not a curated record. Gene Ontology annotation, cellular component: ubiquitin ligase complex.